Penicillium brevicompactum is the source of this 264-nucleotide messenger RNA. RefSeq lists its product as uncharacterized. NCBI's taxonomy places the organism in Eukaryota, Fungi, Ascomycota, Eurotiomycetes, Eurotiales, Aspergillaceae. The record is from RefSeq and is a predicted model, not a curated record. The transcript has 3 exons. The coding region runs from base 1 to 264 and encodes 87 amino acids.
AUGAGACUUGCAACGGGUCAUGCACAGGGAUGGGUCUGCUAUGCGGAUGUCAAUGGCUCAUGGCGACGAUCCAGCAUACAAGAACGAGAAAAGCAUAUGGCAUCGAAGGAAGCGUUGCAUCAGACUGCGUGCGUGCGUCUUGUUGAUGAGAAGGAGAUCCAGAAGAGGGAGGAGAUACGCGCUCGCGCCGCUAGAGAGCGCGGGGCUACUCUCCUUUCCCCUUAUACUACCCCGGGGCCCAUGUCAUAUGGCCGAAGCGAGUGA